GGCGUUGAUUGGAAGAAAGAACUGGGAUGCUUAGUCGAGCUCUUGCCUGCGCUUGAGUGAGCACUUACCAACAUGUCAGGGUGGGAGUCUUAUUACAAAAACGAGGGUGAUGAAGAAGAAGAACAAGAGGAGGACCUUGAAGCAGGUGGAGAAUAUACAUAUUCAGGAAGAGAUAGUUUGAUUUUUUUGGUUGAUGCUUCUAAGGCCAUGUUUAAAUUGGAGGAUGAAGAUGAAUUGACUCCUUUUGACAUGAGCAUCCAGUGUAUCCAGAGUGUGUACACCAGUAAAAUCAUAAGCAGUGAUCGAGAUCUCUUGGCAGUGGUGUUCUAUGGUACCGAGAAGGACAGAAACUCAGUGAAUUUCAAAAACAUUUACGUCUUACAGGAGUUGGAUAAUCCAGGUGCUAAACGAGUGUUAGAGCUUGCGCAGUUUAAGGGGCAGCAGGGGAAGAAACAUUUCCAAGACCUGAUUGGCUAUGGCUGUGACUACUCACUAAGUGAAGUGCUGUGGGUCUGUGCCAACCUCUUUAGUGAUGUCCAGUUCAAGAUGAGCCAUAAGAGGAUCAUGCUAUUCACCAAUGAAGAUGACCCCCAUGGCAAUGAUAGUGCCAAAGCCAGCCGGGCCAGGACCAAAGCUGGGGAUCUCCGUGACACAGGUAUCUUCCUUGACUUGAUGCACCUGAAGAAACGUGGUGGCUUUGACAUAUCCUUAUUCUACAGAGAUAUCAUCAGCACAGCAGAGGAUGAGGACCUAAGGGUUCACUUCAAGGAAUCGAGCAAUCUAGAAGACCUGUUGAGGACAGUUCGAGCCAAGGAGACCAGGAAGCGUGCACUCAGCAGGUUGAAGUUUAAGCUCAACAAAGAUAUAGCGUUCACUGUCGGCAUUUAUAAUAUGGUCCAGAAGGCUUUCAAACCUCCUCCAAUUAGGCUUUAUCGGGAAACAAAUGAACCAGUGAAAACCAAGACUCGGACAUUUAAUGUAAAUACAGGCAGUUUGCUUCUACCAAGCGACACCAAGAGGUCUCAGAUCUAUGGGAAUCGUCAGAUUGUACUAGAGAAAGAAGAGACGGAACAACUAAAACGGUUUGAUGAACCAGGUUUGGUUCUCAUCGGUUUCAAGCCUCUGAUAAUGCUAAAGAAGCACCAUUACCUGAGGCCCUCCCUGUUCGUGUACCCUGAGGAGUCCCUGGUUAAUGGGAGCUCAACCCUGUUCAAUGCUCUCCUCACCAAAUGUCUGGAGAAGGAGGUCAUGGCAGUGUGCAGAUACACCCCCCGCCAGAACAUCCCCCCUUAUUUUGUGGCCUUAGUGCCACAGGAAGAGGAGCUGAAUGACCAGAAAAUUCAAGUGACUCCCCCAGGUUUUCAUCUUGUCUUCUUACCCUAUGCUGAUGAUAAACGGAAGGUGCCCUUUACUGAGAAAGUGAUGGCAAACCCAGAGCAGGUAGACAAGAUGAAGGCUAUUGUUCAGAAGCUCCGCUUCAAAUAUAGAAGUGACAGCUUUGAGAACCCGGUACUGCAGCAGCACUUCAGGAACCUGGAGGCCUUGGCUUUGGAUUUGACGGAGCCUGAACAAGCAGUAGAUCUGACAUUGCCCAAGGUUGAAGCAAUGGAUGGAAGACUGGGCUCCCUCGUAGAUGAGUUUAAGGAGCUUGUAUACCCACCAGAUUACAAUCCUGAGGGAAAAGUUUCGAAGCGAAAACAAGAUGAAAGUUCUGUAAGCAAAAGGCCCAAGAUGGAGUUAUCCAAGGAGGAACUGAAGGCCCAUGUCAGCAAGGGGACGCUGGGUAAGCUCACUGUGCCCAUGCUAAAGGAAGCCUGCAGGGUGUGUGGACUGAAGGGAGGGAUGAGGAAGCAGGAGCUGCUGGAUGUACUCACCAAACACUUCCAGGACUGACCAGAGCCUGUCCCCCUAGCAACCCUUCCACCCUGUAGCCAUGCUGCCUGGUUUUCUCAAGUUAAAAAAUAUUCCUCCUGAGCCAGGAAGUCUGCCUGACAGAAGCCAGAACUUUAUACUUAUGAGACUUUCUGUUGCCAUGGAGACAGAGUAGUCCUCCCACUUUGUUGUGCCUUAUUCUACUGUCUGAAUAAAGAGCCCUAAUUUUGUACUAUA
Molossus molossus (Pallas's mastiff bat) is the source of this 2109-nucleotide messenger RNA. RefSeq names its product X-ray repair cross complementing 6 (gene XRCC6). Gene Ontology annotation, molecular function: damaged DNA binding; DNA helicase activity; telomeric repeat DNA binding. The record is from RefSeq and is a predicted model, not a curated record. Bases 73 to 1893 code for a protein of 606 amino acids. Gene Ontology annotation, biological process: double-strand break repair via nonhomologous end joining; cellular response to gamma radiation; telomere maintenance. Gene Ontology annotation, cellular component: Ku70:Ku80 complex; nucleus. The transcript is spliced from 13 exons. Lineage: Eukaryota; Metazoa; Chordata; Mammalia; Chiroptera; Molossidae.